AAUAAUAAAGUUGGCAGCACUGAUACUAACAUAUUGUCUGUAGUCGUUUUAAGUUUGGCGUUCUCCCAUUUGUAUCUUAUUUUCCCUCCAUUGUAAUAUAAUUUGUGUCGAUUAAAAACUUGAUUAUUAUUACCAAAGUGAAUAUUUUCCAGCAUUGUUUAUUUUCCAAAAUUCAGAAUGCGAAAGAUAUCUAAGAGCCGUACGGAUGACGAUAUGGUUUCAUCUACGAAUGGGUCUAGAUCUCUGAGUACCGAAGAACAGCAGGAAACAGAACGGUCCGAACAGGUUGAGAAAGAGCUUGAUGAUAAACUAAAAGACAGCGACUUUGAGAGUGAACCUGAAAAACCAAAAGAAUCCAGCAAGAAAAGUAAAGCAAAAAGUAAAUCAAAGAAAAAGAAAACUGAAAAAGUCGACAACAAAAAGGAUGCCGAAGAAGAGUUCGAGGUAGAAAAAAUAGUUGAUUCUAAGAGAAUCAGAGGAAAAUUGCAUUAUUUAAUUCGCUGGAAGGGGUACUCUGCAGAUAGCGACACUUGGGAGCCUUCCAACACUUUGUCAUGCCCUGAUUUGAUUCAAAAAUUCAAUGAGGAGAAAGAAAACUCAAAAAAUUCUUCCAAAAGCAGCAAAAAAAGAAAAGGUACGAAAAAAGAGAGCAAGUCACCCCCUAAAAAAACCAAAACAGAAUGGGAUGGUAAAAAUGCAGAUGAAAAUGCAGAGUAUGAGGUGGAGCGUAUUCUUGAAGUCCAUCACAAAAAGAAUGGUGCCCGGGAAUUUCUUAUUCAUUGGAAAGGAUGGGCCAGUCAGUUUGAUUCCUGGGAACCAGAAAGUAAUUUGAAUUGCCCUGAAUUGAUAAAGAAAUUCAUGGACAAGGUGGAAGUGGCGCGAUCAACGGAAUCAAGAAAUUUAAGAGUAGCUCCAGAAACAACAAAUCGGUUUACUUUACAAGAUCCUUCAUCAGGUCGCCGACUUAGCAAACGUAGGGGGCAACGUCAACGCGUGCGGUAUGACAAUGCGGAGUAAUAAAAUAAAUAUUAAUGUAAAAUGUUUCUUACUUACUUUAAAAACUUUUACAAUGCACAGUACAAAUUUUGUGCAUAAUUUUUUAUCAGUUUAAAAAUAUUGAUUAUCCCUAAGCAGAGCGUUAUUGCAAAAAUUAGUAGUGAGGUCAUUUAUAUUUCUCUAAAGGACUGUUUGAAUAAGUUCGAUGUUUAUUUAAUUGACAUUUUUAAUUUUUAGUUUUCUUUUAUAACAAUGGUGUUAAAUAAGAAAUAAUAAUAAAUAUUUUUAACAUACAUGUUGACAUUAAAACAUAUUUUUAUCUUUCCAAAUGUCGCUUUAUACUAAAUAUCAUUAAAAAAAUCUGUAACACAGGUACAAAAAAAAAAAAGCGUAACGAAAAUUUUAACACAAAGAAACUGCAUACUUUAUAAGUACUAUAUAUGUGUAGUAUAAUGUUUUGUGUGUAUAAAAAAUGGGAUAUUUACAUAAAGUACACUGAAUUUUUUAAAUUUUAUUAACAAUAAUAGUCCCAAAGUAAUUAUGAAAAAUUGUAAUAAGUAAUGCUGAAUUUUCCUAUGAGAUAUUCUAUAAUCUAUAUGAACACUCAAAUUACUCAAUAAAACUGCUAGUAGUUUAUAUAUGUUUUCUAUGACAUUUUUAAAAGUUUCACUUAGGUGGGAAAAUUCUCUUUUUUGUUCUGAAAUUGGUACAUUAUUGUAUAAUUUUCUGUAAUCAGAUUUAAGUUGUAAACUAUGCGAAUAUAUUGAUAUUUUUUUUUAUUUAAAAUGAUUUCAUAAUUUUGGCAAAACAUUCAAAUUUUGUCUAUUUCUAGCUGUAUUAUUUGUCUAUAUGAUACCUGUGUGAAGUAUAUGAUGAAUAUAUGUUAUAAUAUGGCUAUUUCAUAUUAUGACGUAAA
Molecule: messenger RNA, 1912 nt
Organism: Melitaea cinxia (Glanville fritillary)
Lineage: Eukaryota; Metazoa; Arthropoda; Insecta; Lepidoptera; Nymphalidae
Product: chromobox protein homolog 1-like
Exons: 6
Coding region: 178-1017 (279 amino acids)
Biological process (GO): chromatin organization; negative regulation of transcription by RNA polymerase II
Cellular component (GO): pericentric heterochromatin
Molecular function (GO): chromatin binding
Source: RefSeq, a predicted model, not a curated record